Drosophila innubila is the source of this 560-nucleotide messenger RNA. Its product is annotated as diptericin A. Gene Ontology annotation, biological process: defense response to bacterium. NCBI's taxonomy places the organism in Eukaryota, Metazoa, Arthropoda, Insecta, Diptera, Drosophilidae. The transcript is spliced from 2 exons. Bases 41 to 412 code for a protein of 123 amino acids. The record is from RefSeq and is a predicted model, not a curated record. Gene Ontology annotation, cellular component: extracellular region.
ACAAAAAGUUAAUUAACAAAGUUAAACGCUUAAACGCAAAAUGAAAGUUUGCUUUAGUUUAAUGUUUUUAGGUCUAGCUGCCUGCGUUUUGUCCUAUCCCAAUCCUUGGCUGAAAGUUGAUGAGUUGUCGAGCUACUAUGAGCCGGAAAUACAAUUGCUACCAGAGGAUUUAGAUUGGGCGCCCAGUCAAGAGGAGCUGCAUCGUGUGCGUCGGCAAUGGAAAGUCCAGGGAGGAGGCGGUUCAGGACAAGGCUUGGACUUGAGUGUCAAUGGACGUGUACCCGUAUGGCAGAGUAACAAUGGUCGCCACUCCUUGGAUGCCACGGGACAGUACGCACAGCACUUUGGCGGACCCUUUGGCACCACCCGACCCAAUUGGGGUGCAGGUGCUACGUACACAUUUCGAUUUUAGACUGAAAUUUAAGCAAGUUAACAAUAUAAUAAUAUAUUUUAUUUAAUCAACAACAUUAUUGUAAUUAGGUCAUAGCUAUAGAUUAAACACAGUCAUACAAAGUUUUGAACUUAGGUACAUAUUAAAAAUGAUUAAAGUAUGCAAAUCA